Daphnia carinata is the source of this 1514-nucleotide messenger RNA. RefSeq names its product ELL-associated factor 1-like (gene Eaf). Gene Ontology annotation, cellular component: super elongation complex. The record is from RefSeq and is a predicted model, not a curated record. Gene Ontology annotation, biological process: positive regulation of DNA-templated transcription; regulation of transcription elongation by RNA polymerase II. The coding region runs from base 261 to 1163 and encodes 300 amino acids. Gene Ontology annotation, molecular function: transcription elongation factor activity. NCBI's taxonomy places the organism in Eukaryota, Metazoa, Arthropoda, Branchiopoda, Diplostraca, Daphniidae. The transcript has 6 exons.
CGACAUUUGCUGUUAGAGCCUCUACAGGUUUUUCUACAGCUGAUAGUGUAUGAAGUAAGUAGGUCAUUUCGACUUAAAGGAGGCUGAUGCAUUUUUCUCUUUAAGUGUGCUCAUAGUUAUUAAGAGCAAGUUAUAUUUCUGAUAUUUAAGAAAACUUAUGGUGAACUGGCCUAAUGUAAGAGAAGUGCCGAGUUGUUGACAAACACGUUAGAAAGCCGAACUUAAUUGUACAAACUCUUUAAGACAAAGACUUAGCCAACAUGGCUGAUAAGUUGGGGCUUGGGCCUGAAAUUAAGGAACUUCGUUUGGGUAGCAGUUUUACCAACCCAAGGGGAUCAGCAUUUCAUACCUUUCGAUACGAUUUUAAGCCAGCAAGUGUGGAUACCAGUAAAAUGGCCACUGUUGACAUAUUACCAAACAACGAAGUUAAUGUGACUGUCCCUCACUGUGAUGGUGCAGGAACUUCACAAACUUCUGUCUUUAGAGGUCCCAAAAAACCGUACACAAAGGAAUGUGUACUAAUAAUUGAUCACAACACAGGUGAAAUAACAUUGGAAAGGUUGUCCCACAAUAUCCAGCUAAAAAAAACAAGGGCUGAAGGCACUGGUAAAGCCGGAAGAUCAUCAUCACCAGUUGAUCUAACACCACAGCAACCACAGUACUAUUCUCAGCAAAAGAAGUCAUCUCCAUUGCAGAAAUCACCAACAUCUUCUUUUUCACCUCCCACUCCCUCUCCCCCAUACAAUCCGACGCAAAAAAAUUCUCCCAAACAUGUUUCUGGAUUUCCUAUGAAGAAAAGCAGUUCAUCUCCACACCAGCUUGUAGCUAAUUCCAGUGUAGCACCAGCGUCAGGUAGCAUGCCUCUAUUGGAUGACUUAGACCUGAUAACGGAAGGGCCUCGACAAGAGGUUGCACCGACAGUUGGAGUGUUAUCCGACAGUUCUAGCGACAGUGGAAGUGAUUCAAGUUCGGAUUCUAGUGAAUCGGAUUCUGAUUCUGACUUGGAGGAUACUCAUAUUCCUAAUGAGCGAAAUAAUGGAAGCCCGGUUAUACCGAAGGAACCCAUGUCCAUAUCGAAUUCUUCCCUAGCGCAUUUGUCGAUGCCUUCCCAUUUGCUUAGCGAAGAUUUGAGGUUGUCGGAUUCCGGGUCGGAGAGUGACUGAAAAUAAAUUCAAAUCCGUGUUGUUUGAGACAAGAGAUUGCCAUUGCUACCUCUUCCAACAUGGAGACGAAUCCCAAACGUCAUCACAUUUGCUAUAUCGUGUGGGCUCAUUGUGAAGUUGUAAAGCUGGAGGCAACGGUCAUCGAUUUCAUUUUUGUGGAAUACGGAUUAUUCUUCAAAGAAAAUGAAAACCUUUGUGCCUUUGGAAUCGGCGAUGACCUGCACAUUCACUCAUUCGUUAUAAUGGUUUAUCUGCUGUUGAUUGUGGUGUCUUUUUAUGUGAUCGCGCUGCUUCUAUCUUUCUAGUGUGAUUUACCUCGGGAUGUGGUUUGAAUACAUGAAUGGAUUACAA